UUCUUAUAAGCAUCGAAGACAUAGGAUUGACUUUCAUUCAACUGCAAGAAACAACCUUGCUUUGAAAAACUUUCUGAUUCUUUACAAUUAAAAGAAUGAUACUUAAGACCCAACUCCAAUAGAAGGUCAAGAAAGAAGACCAGAGGUUUAAAUCUGAGCGAGAGAGAUAGUUGAACUAUUAGUUGUGAAAGCAACAAGAUUCCAGUUUCUAUUACAACGAACUAGAUUCAUUUUUCAAAAGAAGACAAUUCCACUCAAGAUUUACUAGACCAAGCAGGACAUUUUAUCGAUAUGUUGAAAAAGUUUAAGGAUAUUUAUGGCAGACAAUUUGACACUUCAGACAUUUUCAAAGAGAUAGCUAGAAUAUCACAGCAAUCUAGAAAUAUAGAAGCUUAUGAAAACCUAGGUUUAAACCAGUACCCUGAUCUGAACGAUCUUCAAAUUUCUGAAAAUCUAAGAAUCGAAGAAAAUGAAUAUCAAAAUCUCAUCUCAAGCAGGCACAAUAGACUAAAUCGAUCAAUUCCUCAUGGUCAGAACUCCUCAGUCCUUACUAAAUCAGUACACUUUCAGGAAGAUAGCCAGAUUGGACAAGAACAUUGACCUAUUCUUUUCUGAUUAUAAUUGCUCGAGUCAAGAAGUUUAUACCAGAGAGGAUUCAGAAAACAUUAAAGAGUAAGAAAGCAGGCUUGAUUGAUUGAAUUUUCUUCAAUGGAUAAUUGGGAUUAAGUUUAUUUUCAGAGAGCAAGGAGCAAAUAUUUUUGAUAAAAAAUUCCUUAAAAAGACAGCAAAGAAAUAUUCUAAAGAUUCUAAAGCUUUUCCUAUUAAUU
This is a messenger RNA of Moneuplotes crassus, 827 nucleotides long. The record is from the annotation of a GenBank genome assembly. NCBI's taxonomy places the organism in Eukaryota, Ciliophora, Spirotrichea, Euplotida, Euplotidae.